Molecule: messenger RNA, 1209 nt
Organism: Nanorana parkeri
Lineage: Eukaryota; Metazoa; Chordata; Amphibia; Anura; Dicroglossidae
Gene: FSTL3
Product: follistatin like 3
Exons: 5
Coding region: 197-961 (254 amino acids)
Biological process (GO): regulation of BMP signaling pathway; negative regulation of activin receptor signaling pathway; cell differentiation
Molecular function (GO): activin binding; protein binding
Source: RefSeq, a predicted model, not a curated record
UUUUUGGACACUACAAUCUCAUGAGGAGAUAGGAUUGAAGAUCAGAGCUCCUCAGACACAGUGGGGGAGAAAUAAGACAAGACAGCAGCCACAGUUUGCCCUGUCUCUAACCCAGACAGCCAGACUUCAAUCACUCAGGUAGACAGGCUCUCAGACAGCCAAAGAGUUCCAAUUGAAGCUGUGAACUUCGUGCACCAUGCUACCAUUUGUGCUGCUCACUCUCCUGCUGCUGACUGUCAGCCGAUGCCACCCUAUCCCUGGAGGGGACACAAUGCAGACGGGUGGAACAUGCUGGCUCCUACAAGGUUCAAGUUCACAAUGCAGCUUGAUGCUGCUAACAGCAGUAACAUGGGAUGAAUGCUGUGGAGAUGGACACUUAGACACCGCCUGGUCCAACUAUACUGACCCCAUGACCAAAAUUGGUCUGCUGGGCUUCCUAGGACUGGUCAACUGUAAGCCCUGCAGAGAGAGCUGUGAUGGGGUCCAGUGUCCCCCUGGUAAGACAUGCACUCUAAAGGAUGGGCGUCCUCAGUGUGAAUGUGCUCCUGACUGUUCAGGACUCAACAGUGAUAUUCUUGUUUGUGGCUCUGAUGGGAACACUUACCAGGAUGAAUGCGAACUUGUCACCCACAAAUGUCGUGGACAGCCAGACCUGGAGGUCAUGUACUAUGGAAAAUGCAAAAAGUCCUGUUCCAAUGUGGUUUGCCCAGGGACACAUUCUUGUGUUGUGGACCAGACAGGAAGUGCCCAUUGCGUCAUGUGCCGUACAUCCCCUUGCCCAAUGCUUGCGUCUGACUACAUGCUGUGUGGGAACAACAAUGUCACCUACCCCUCCGCCUGUCAUCUUCGAAGAGCUACAUGUUUCUUAGGACGUUCUAUAGGAGUUCGUCACUCGGGCAACUGUGCAGAGCACUCAAAGUUUUCCAUGGAUCUCGAUGACACAGUGAAGAACUAUGUGUGAAGUCAUCAUGAUUUAAUAGCCAUGACAGAAUGAGCACACGGGCAUUCCAUGUGUAUAUUGUACAUAGCGUGAGGCAUAUUUAUUAACUGGAAGUGUUAUUUAUAUGUAUCAGACAGACUCCACUACCCAAGCACACUCCUAACUGAGUUUAAGAGCUAAGCUCUUGCAUACUAUAAGGUGGUAAAAUAGCUUGUAGGAAAUGCUACUUUUUAUUCAUUUGUUGCCACUAUGGAUGAAGCCCACAUUUA